Messenger RNA from Cynara cardunculus var. scolymus (artichoke), 3488 nucleotides. Its product is annotated as LRR receptor-like serine/threonine-protein kinase. Lineage: Eukaryota; Viridiplantae; Streptophyta; Magnoliopsida; Asterales; Asteraceae. Gene Ontology annotation, biological process: protein phosphorylation. Gene Ontology annotation, cellular component: plasma membrane. The coding region runs from base 1 to 3252 and encodes 1083 amino acids. The record is from RefSeq and is a predicted model, not a curated record. The transcript is spliced from 2 exons. Gene Ontology annotation, molecular function: protein kinase activity; ATP binding; protein binding.
AUGCCUGCACAGCCUAAAGUCUUCUCUUUCACCUUUCUUCUUUCCAUUAACUUCUUCUUUCUUCAUACCUGCUACUCCAUUGAUUUACAGGGUCAAGCUCUUCUAAAAUGGAAAAACACAUUAAACAGCUCCACAGAUGUGUUGAAAUCUUGGAAUCCUUCAGACCCAAAUCCUUGCAAUUGGUUUGGGAUUCGUUGCAAUUCAAAUGGAGAUGUGAUCACCAUAGAUUUAAACUCUCUGGAUAUACAAGGACCGUUGCCUUCAAACUUACAGCCUCUUAAGUUUUUGAAUUCCCUCAUUCUUUCAUCCACCAAUCUCACUGGUACACUUCCUAAAGAGUUGGGAGAUUAUCUUGAGCUUACGGUUAUCGAUAUAUCUGAUAAUUCGAUUACUGGUUCAAUCCCACCGGAGAUUUGCAGGCUCACCAAGCUCCAAACUUUGUCUCUUAAUACCAACUUUCUUGAAGGUGAAAUCCCUUUGGAUAUUGGGAAUCUUUCCAGACUUAAAAAAUUGAUGCUUUUUGAUAAUCAGUUGAGUGGUGAGAUCCCAAAGAGUAUAGGAAGGUUGGGAAGUCUUGAAGUUAUUAGAGCUGGUGGAAACAAGAAUCUAAAAGGAGAGUUGCCGGAGGAGAUUGGAAACUGUAGUAGUUUAGUGAUGUUGGGUCUUGCAGAAACCAGCAUUUCCGGCAGUCUCCCGGCGACCAUUGGAAAGCUGAAACGAGUUCAGACAAUAGCGAUGUACACAUCGCUAUUGUCGGGUCCAAUUCCGGAUGAAAUUGGGAAUUGCAGUGAGCUGAGGAACCUUUACUUGUACCAGAACUCGAUUACUGGUUCGAUCCCAACGAAAAUAGGGGAGCUUCAAAAGCUUGAGAGUGUGCUAUUAUGGCAGAACAGUUUGGUGGGGACAAUUCCGGCCGAGCUCGGAAGGUGCACUGAGCUUAUGACGAUUGAUUUAUCAGAAAACUCAUUAACAGGAAAGAUUCCCACAAGUUUUGGAGGGCUAUUGAAGCUUCACGAGCUUCAGUUGUCCGUAAACAAAUUAUCAGGUAUCAUACCACCGGAUAUCACAAACUGCACUGCUCUGACUCAUCUGGAAGUUGAUAACAAUCAACUCACCGGUGAGAUUCCGAUUUCGAUCGGGAAAUUACAGAGCAUGACUCUGUUUUUUGGCUGGCAGAAUAAUCUAACAGGCAACAUUCCAGAGUCUUUAUCCCAAUGUGAGAAUCUUCAAGCUCUUGAUCUUUCUUAUAACCAACUUUCUGGUACAAUACCACGACAAAUCUUUUCACUCCGAAAUCUCACAAAACUACUGUUGCUUUCUAAUGAUUUGUCGGGUUUUAUCCCAUCCGACAUUGGAAGCUGCACAAAUUUGUAUAGAUUCAGAGUCAAUGAUAAUAGACUUUCGGGUACUGUUCCAUCAGAGAUAGGGAAUCUAAAGAAUUUGAAUUUUCUUGAUAUGAGCAACAACAAGUUCGUGGGAGAGAUUCCUCCAUCGAUUUUAGGAUGUGGGAAUCUUGAGUUUCUUGAUCUCCAUUCAAAUGGGUUCACCGGAGUUUUCCCUGAGACACUUCCUAAAAGCUUACAGUUUGUAGAUAUGUCAGACAAUCGGCUUAUUGGUUUGUUGACUCCUAACGUUGGUUUGUUAACCGAAUUAACGAAACUUAAUUUGGGAAAGAAUCAACUUUCUGGAGAAAUUCCAGGGGAGAUCAGUUCUUGCAGUAAGCUACAGUUACUAGAUCUCGGAAAAAAUGGUUUCUCAGGUGAGAUUCCAAAACAAUUGGGUCAAAUUCCGUCGCUUGAAAUCUCUUUGAAUCUUAGUUGCAACCAGUUCGUAGGUGAAAUACCAUCGGAGUUUAUGGGCCUUAGUAAACUAGCAAGUCUAGACCUAUCCCAUAACAAGAUUACCGGUAAACUAGACAUCCUCACAGACCUUCAAAACCUAGUUUCCCUCAAUGUCUCAUUCAAUGACUUCUCCGGCGAAUUGCCAAACACUCCGUUUUUCCGAAACCUCCCUGCUUCCGAUAUAUCGGGAAACCAAGAUCUUUACAUUUCUGGAGCAGUCAUCACUCCAGCUGACAAAAUGGGCUCUACUGGCCAUGCCAGGUCAUCAGCAAAACUUGCCAUGUCAAUCCUAGUCAGCAUUAGUGCAAUACUGGUCCUACUAGGAAUCUACACAUUGGUCAGAUCGCGUUUGGCGAACAAAGAAGUAAUAAGCCAAACAUGGGAAAUGACAUUUUAUCAGAAGAUGGAAGUUUAUGUUGAAGAUAUAGUUCAUGAUCUAACAUCAGCAAACGUUAUUGGCACCGGGAGCUCUGGAGUUGUAUAUAAAGUGACAACAUCAAAUGGGGAAACUAUGGCUGUGAAGAAGAUGUGGUCAACAGAAGAGUCUGGAGCUUUUAGCUCUGAAAUUGAGACACUGGGUUCGAUACGACACAAAAACAUUGUUCGUUUGUUGGGAUGGGGUUCGAACCAGACGAUCAAGCUUCUGUUUUACGAUUAUUAUCCUAAUGGAAGCCUGAGUUCGCUCCUUCAUGGUGCUGGGAAACGUGGAGCAGAAUGGGAGGCUAGGUACGACGUAGUCCUAGGUGUGGCCCACGCUCUCGCGUACCUACACCAUGAUUGCAUGCCUGCUAUUUUACAUGGAGAUGUAAAAGCCAUGAAUGUGCUAUUGGGUCCUAACCUACAACCUUAUCUUGGCGAUUUCGGGCUAGCUAGACUUGUUACCAAAGGUCAAAAUGAUACAACGAAACAAAGCCAGAGACCUCAGCUAGCUGGUUCUUACGGAUAUAUGGCUCCUGAACAUGCUUCGGCGCAACGUAUCACUGAAAAGAGUGAUGUGUACAGCUUCGGAGUGGUCCUUUUGGAGGUCUUGACAGGAAGGCAUCCACUAGAUCCAACUUUGCCAGGGGGAGCACACUUGGUCCAAUGGGUACGGGACCACUUGCAUGGUAAGCGGGACCCAGUUGACAUCCUUGAUCCGAAGCUCAGAGGAAGAGCCGACCCUCAGAUGCACGAAAUGCUCCAGACACUAGCAGUAUCGUUUCUCUGUGUCAGCCCACGUCCCAAUGAUCGCCCAAUCAUGAAUGACGUAGUGGCAAUGCUCAAGGAGAUCCGCCACGAGGAUACCAUGAGGUCAGACACAGAGUUAAAAGGGAAACUAUUGGUUCAUCCUCCAUCCGCGGACCCCACUAGAACGAUGGUUUUACAAGGUUCCUCUAACUGUUCAUAUGCGUUCUCAGAUGACUCAAACUAACCGUUAUUCGGUGAAGAAAUGCCUUAUAUAGCAUCUUAGAGCAGAUUUGUACUAAAUAUAGCAAAAAAUGUACAAAUUGUGUACUAGUUAAUGAGGAGGUUGUAAAAUAGGAUUAAAAGUGUGAAUGAAGUGAGAUGACCCAAAUGUCUGUGUGUUGGGUACUCAGGGGAAGUGUAUGGUUUGAUUUGGAUCUAAAUAAUUAGAAGUUAAUGCAAAUAAUCUGGUGUCUCUAUCUA